UCAUGAUAUCUUUUCGGCCAUUCUUCGCCGGCGUCGUUGCGGCGCAGCCAUCGUCCCUCCCUUCGUCGCCUCCUUCGUCCGCUUCACCAAAAUGGCGUCUUUUACAUUCGGCUUCCCCCUUCAGAGAAUGGUGGCAAACCUCCAAACCCUCAGUCCGUCUCAGUAACAAAGACUCUACCAGGAUGUUCUCUACUGUGCCUUCAGCUCCACCUUUCGCCGCUCGAAAAUCCUCCCGACUCGGUUCCGCGAGGGACGAUGUUGUCAUGCUUGGCAUCGAGACGAGCUGUGAUGACACUGCAGCCGCUGUUGUCAGAAGCAACGGGAAAAUCCUUAGUCAAGUCGUGUCGUCCCAGGCAGAUCUGCUUUCACGUUAUGGAGGAGUUGCACCCAAAAUGGCUGAAGAAGCACAUUCACUAGUUAUAGACCAGGUUGUUCGACAGGCACUUGAUAAUGCAAAUUUGACUGAAAAUGACCUUUCUGCAGUUGCUGUAACAAUUGGGCCAGGUUUAAGUCUUUGUUUAAGGGUCGGUGUGCAGAAAGCUCGAAGGAUAGCUGGACAAUUCAGUUUGCCUAUUGUUGGUGUCCAUCACAUGGAAGCUCAUGCUCUGGUUGCUAGGCUCAUUGAGAAGAAUCUUCAGUUUCCAUUCCUAGCACUUCUUAUUUCUGGAGGACAUAAUCUACUCAUUCUUGCACACGAGCUUGGUCAUUAUCUUCAACUUGGUACAACAAUUGAUGAUGCAAUUGGUGAGGCAUAUGAUAAGACAGCAAGAUGGCUUGGGCUUGAUAUGAGAAAAGGUGGUGGCCCUGCUUUGGAAGAGCUCGCAAUGGAAGGUGAUCCAAACUCCAUAAAUUUUUCAAUUCCUAUGAAGCAGCAUAAGGAUUGCAAUUUCUCAUAUGCUGGUCUGAAGACACAAGUUAGACUUGCUAUGGAGUCAAGAAAGAUUAGCCCAGGGAGUGAUCCUAUUUCAUUGACAAAUUCAGAGGGCAGAAGAUCACGAGCAGAUAUUGCUGCCUCUUUCCAGAGAGUUGCUGUAUUACAUCUGGAGGAAAGAUGUCAACGAGCAAUUGAAUGGGCAUUGAAGAUUGAGCCUUCUAUUAAGUAUCUGGUGGUUUCAGGAGGAGUUGCAUCAAAUAAGUAUGUCAGAGCUCGUCUGAACCAUGUUGUAGAGAAUAAUAACUUACAACUUGUUUGCCCUCCUCCAAGCCUAUGCACGGACAAUGGUGUGAUGAUUGCUUGGACUGGUAUAGAGCAUUUCCUUUCAGGAAGAUUUGAUCCUCCACCACCUGACAACGAGCCUGAAGAUGCCAUGUUUGAGUUGCGUCCGAGGUGGCCCUUAGGUGAAGAGUACUUGCAAGGAAAAAGUGAAGCCCGUUCCAUGAAGAAAGCGCGUAUGUAUCCAUCACUCACAUCAAUGAUUCAAGAUUCACUUCAGCAACAAUCGUAGUUUCGAGAGCUUUAAGCUGGGAACUGGUCAAGAAUACCCUACAUCCUGAUUGGUGGAGCACUGCGAUAAUCUCCACAAAUAGUUUGGAAACAAAGAAGUUAAAGGCGUAAUUAUAAAAAAUAAGAAGUAGUUUCAACGUUGGUGCAUAUAAAGAUUAAUUCACUGCAUCAUAUUCUGUUGCAAAUAGGUAUACGGCUGGUUCCGAAUGUAAACACAGCAAAAUCACAAUUUUGUAUUCAGUAUGUAAACACAUUUUGACAUCAAGACAUGAAAUAUUCAAUAUGUAUUCUGAUGAUUAUUAUUAUUA
Messenger RNA from Zingiber officinale, 1752 nucleotides. Its product is annotated as probable tRNA N6-adenosine threonylcarbamoyltransferase, mitochondrial. Gene Ontology annotation, biological process: tRNA threonylcarbamoyladenosine modification. The transcript has 15 exons. The record is from RefSeq and is a predicted model, not a curated record. Bases 3 to 1445 code for a protein of 480 amino acids. Gene Ontology annotation, cellular component: mitochondrion. Lineage: Eukaryota; Viridiplantae; Streptophyta; Magnoliopsida; Zingiberales; Zingiberaceae.